Messenger RNA from Siniperca chuatsi (mandarin fish), 3117 nucleotides. It is a transcript of the gene rab3c, whose product is annotated as RAB3C, member RAS oncogene family. The transcript is spliced from 5 exons. Gene Ontology annotation, cellular component: endosome; synaptic vesicle; plasma membrane. Lineage: Eukaryota; Metazoa; Chordata; Actinopteri; Centrarchiformes; Sinipercidae. The coding region runs from base 217 to 876 and encodes 219 amino acids. The record is from RefSeq and is a predicted model, not a curated record. Gene Ontology annotation, biological process: regulation of exocytosis; protein secretion; protein localization to plasma membrane. Gene Ontology annotation, molecular function: GTPase activity; GTP binding.
GCUCAUCUCACGCGAGCCAGCCUCGUCAGCUCAGGGGCGCGUGCCACAUCCGAAGCGGAGGGGACAGCUCCCAGGUGCUGAAAUUGGUCCGCGCUCCGAAGAGAAAGAGAGACACAGAGGGGGGAAGAAAAUCAACGCCUGCAUUAGACACAAAUAUAAAAACCGUAUUCUGCAAAACAGGGGCAGAUACAGAUAGAGCCGAGGCCUUCAAAACAGAUGGCUGCCACUCAGGAUGUGAAAGGGAAGGGAGAGGGAGGGGACCAAAACUUUGACUACAUGUUCAAGCUGCUGAUCAUCGGCAACAGCAGCGUGGGCAAAACGUCUUUCCUGUUCCGCUACGCCGAUGACGCCUUUACUUCGGCCUUCGUCAGCACAGUGGGCAUCGACUUCAAAGUGAAGACUGUGUACAAGAAUGACAAGAGGAUCAAACUGCAGAUUUGGGACACAGCAGGCCAGGAGCGCUACAGGACCAUCACCACUGCCUACUACCGCGGGGCCAUGGGCUUCAUCCUAAUGUACGACAUCACCAACGAGGAGUCCUUCGGCGCUGUGCAGGACUGGUCAACCCAGAUAAAAACCUACUCGUGGGAUAAUGCACAGGUGGUGCUGGCUGGAAAUAAGUGUGAUAUGGAAGAGGAGAGAGUGGUCUCAGUGGAUAGUGGCAGACUGCUGGCAGAACAGUUGGGUUUUGAAUUCUUUGAGACCAGUGCCAAGGACAACAUCAACGUGAAGCAGACCUUUGAACGUCUCGUUGACCUAAUUUGCGACAAGAUGUCCGAGAGCUUGGACACUGAUCCGGCCGUCACCACAGGAGCUCCCACUGCCAAACUCACAGACAGCGCUCCACCCCUCCAGCAGCCUGGAUGCAACUGUUAGUGACUGAUGUCAGGAAGCAAAGGGAGGGCAGCGCAGCUCCUGUAAGGUGGUAGAGUGUGCAGAGUUUUGUUCUCCCUCAGCGUUAUCACUCCUGCUAGUGCUGCUUUCUCUGGACUACAGUUCAAACCCUGUUUAGUAGUAGAAUUACAAAAUCCUGUCGUAUUAUCUCUCACCUUAAUAAGCAAAUAACCAGACAAACAGACAUGGCUAUUGUAAAAUGUGUAACAUUACAGGAUAUCUAGAAUAUAGAGACACCAUAUUCCCAUUCUUUAGCUAGUUAGUAUGGUUAUAAAUCAAGUAUGUUUGAUAAGGCUGGAAAUAGUCCAUAGUCAGGAUGUACAGUUAAUCCUCAAGACCUUUAAAAUCUUUAAGACCUAGAAUAAUUAUAAAAUGAGGGAUAGAGUCAGUGAAUGCUUUAAUGAUUAUUUUAUUUUAAUUUUUUGUACAGUAUGUAUUUUCCUUUUAUAGGAUUAUUUUGUGUCCUAAAGCUGCCAAAUCUAUGAUAUAGUGCACUAUAGGAUGUAGCGGCUUUCUUUUGUGUAACGAGUGUGUGGCUGUUGUGUGACUGUAAAGUAAGUGAGUGUGGGUUUGCAUGAGUGUGAGUUUUAUGUCUGAGUCACAAAUGAGUGCAACUUUUCAUCUAAAAAUCAUCUACCUUGGAUAAAAAAGUGGCCUUUUAGCAUCUCCAACACGGCCUCUGUAAGUUCCUCUGUCAUGCUUACUUUUGGAAUGAAUCCAGUAUGUAUAAUGUUGAUGUGAGUACUAUUCCACGUUUUGCUGUCUGUAGAUGUGUGAUUUCUCUGAUAAGUGUAUCUGUAAAUCUUAAACGCAACUAUUUCUAUGUGCUUAGCCUCUAAGAUGACCCUUUAUAGUUUGAUGCGAUGAGCAUGCUGCCAAAAAGUCAAUCAUAUGUACUGUUUUAUCUAAAGAUAGAACCUAACCAUUCUCAACUCCAUAUGAUAGCAACGAUCCAGCAUUUCAUUAAAUAAAAAUCUCACACUGACAAGGCACAGCACAGUGUUUGAUGUACAACAACUGAUCAGCUCUGGCAUGGAAUAAACAGCCAUAUAUAAAAAAUAUUGUUUAACUUUUGAGUCAGCAUGCUAAAAUUCCAUGUUUGUGCUAUGAAAAUUAAAUCCCUCUUGAAAGACAUACAUUAGUUUAAAAUGGAAAACUUCUCAUAGCAGGCAUAUACAGUACUGUAGUGGUCUUAAUGAUAAUUUAAGUCCAUAUAGUUUAAAACUUGUAGCUUAUUUUAAAAUCCAUAAAGCCUUUCAGUUCUGCAGUUCAUAGAGAAAAAAAAAACAUUUGUGCCAAAACAUAACAAUUCCUUUAGCAUCGUCAGUUGUGUGUUGCAUAGUUGAAUAAAAGCUCCAAAAAAUUGCAUGAAGUCAGUCCUGACUUAUCUGUGUAGAUUUAUAUAAUAAGAUAGUGUAUAUAUCACUCUGUGUUACAGAUUUAGGAGCAUUGUCAUAGCACUUGCUGUGAGAUGCAAUGGGCCAAUAAGUGCAAUAUUUUAUGAAUGAAACCCUGUACAUAGUUUCUCCUGUCCUCGAGUACAACGACUCUAUCCACAGUAUGUGAGUGACAGUUUGGUCAGGAUGGCUCUGAAACUGAUGUACAAUCUCUAAAAAAGGAAUUUGUGCUUGGUUCAGUAACUACAGCCACUGAAUGUGUGACUUGGUGUGUGUGUGUGUGUGUGUGUGUGUGUGUGUACCUGCCAUAUUGAACAGACAAAUUACAUAAUAUAGUGUAUUGUUUGUGUAUAACUUUUGUACAAAUGUAUUCACGUACUAUAUACUGUUCCUGCUAACUGUUGGGUGUUGACUGAACUUGUGUAAUCAUGUCAAAAUGCAGUGUUAUUGUGAAAGAUAGUCAUGGAGAUAACUUAGUCCAUGCCAUAUGCCAUACUCUUGUAAUUCCAAGAAAAGGGAUGCACAAAAACUAGUUGAAAGACCCUGCGCAUAUGUGUGUACACAUGCUUUGCGCGUGUGCAUCUGUGUAUGUGUGUGAUGUUAGAAUUUUAUGCUAAUAGCCAUGAAAUAAAUUACUGUAUUGAUCUCCAGUAAAGAUUCAUUUAACAGAGGAAUAGUUAUGUGGAGGUUCGGAACAGUCACUCUGGUCAAGUCUCAUUUUAGAACAGUAUGACUUUACAUAUAACUGAAUAUAUUUGUUUCUCGGAGGGCAAGCAAAGUAAGAAAUAUGUUUUUGAGAUUAUACGAAAUAAAUCCAAUUCUAUCA